UAGUGUCAGCACAUAUUUUAGAGAGAAGCAGUUUGCACUGGAAUAUACAUUUGGUUUGUGCGCCUUGUGGAAUGAAACAGAUCAACGACUGUGAUCAGCAAGACAGGAAGCAUUGUGGUUGCCAUUUUUGAAAUACUACAGGAAUCGUUUAUUCUAUGUCCGGAGAUAUGAACAAUGAAAAAGUAAUUUGAACUGAUUAUGUUUUCACCAACUGGAAGUGUCUGAAAAACGAAAUUUCUUCUACAUUCUACACAGCCGGGAAUUAUUGAACAAAUUUAUAUCCUUCUAAUUGGGAGAAUUGAGCACUGGAACACAUUACAAACGUGAAGUGGUUCCCUGCAUUGGUAAUCAUCAUCGCUUAUGCUAUGAUUUGACAUGAUAUGAUUGGUGUGAAGCUCAUUCUUGAGGUCUCCUCGCAGUGAUAGUGACGUUGCUGGAAUAUUGCUUCAAACAGUGUAUUUAUUAUUUAUAACUAACUGUCAGCCAAAAUGUUUAGAAAGGUAAAGCCAUCUACAGGUGAGAUUUCAUCUCAACGUCCAGACGAGCUGUCCACAGUUUCAGCCUCAUUCUUUAAAUAUUUACGUAUCAUUUCUUGUCUCGGAGGAAUCUAUCGUCGUGUGAGCCCUGGGGAGAAAAUGACAUGGUGCGACAGACUUAAACUUGUGUACGUCAUAUUUGUUCAAAUAGUUUUUAUGACAAACGUUAUCUUCUUCCUCAUUGUUACUUACAACUAUACUAUAGACUCUAAACCAGUUGCACGUCUUCUGUCGUUCUGUGCUGUAAUGUUAAUAGAUUUGUACUUGUCUUUCGUCUACAGUAUCUUUCUGUCAAAAACAUUCCAACUGUUGCAUGUUCGUUUUUGUAAGUAUGAGGAACGGUACGGAUUCAGUGUUGGAUUCAAGAAGUGGGUGAAGAAGUUGAGGGCAAUCCUUAUUGUCGACGUUUUAUUCACGACAGUAUUUGGUCAACUAAAAUACUCCAUGGUGCAAAACUAUCCUGUAGUUAUGAACGAUAUAUACCCUACCAUUUCUUUUAUGGAACCUUGGAAAUCUGUUGGCUUAGUUAUAACGUCCAUUGGAUACAUAUUAGUAGAAAUUCUGUGGCUAACCAAUUAUGUUGCUAUACCAUUCCUUUCGCUGUUUUUGUGGCAAGAGUUUAACCGUGUUGAAACACAAUUCCAGGAACUUGCAAACAGUCAGUGUGAAGACACUGAAGCGUGGUUCAAUACCUUGGUAAUUCAUCAUGGCCAUGUAACUGAAGUGCUUGAGGAUAUCAACAACUAUGUGCAACACUUUAUUUUCACUACUGUAUUCAUGACUUUGCCUGUGACUUGUGCCAUAAUACAUUCCAUUUUAUCCAAGUCAGUCAAUUCUGAAGAAGUGAUAGUUUAUAGCACAGGGUGUGUUUGGGCCCUUCUGUGUGUAGGCUUGAGACUGCUCGUUGAUGCACUGGUCAGUUCAAAGGCUCACGGGACUCUACAGUACGUAUGGAGGCUUGAUAAAGAACGUUUCUCUGGCAUAGGGCUACAGAAGAUGAACCUGUUUGUGUCAAGAUUGACGGGAGACACUAUCGGCUACAACAUUCACGGCCUCUUUACCAUCACCAUGCCAACACUCCUUGGGAUUGUCGGAACACUGGUCACCUACAUAAUUGUGGUUGUACAGUUCAAGCCAACAGAGCCAACGUGUCAGUGUGGCGUGUUUAGGAAUGUCACACAUAGUGAUAUGUGAUUUUGAACACGAUGUGUAACAAAAUGUGUAGAUGUGUAAGCUUCUAUAAUCACUACCUUCAGUGUGUCAUCCUUACUUUCUUGUCAUACCUAGCCUCUUACCUUCUUGAGAGGGAAUGCUAAGGAGGUGCAUCAAUAGCAUUGUAGGGAUGUCACCACCCAGUGAAUUACGUGACGAAAGACACUCGUCUCGGCAUAUGAUGAAUACAUACUUGUAUCUCGUUAUAAAGCUGGCAGCCAACUUUGACAAGAAAUGUAAAGAAUAAACAUGUGAUUCAUGUUUGAUUUUCAUAAUACUAGUAUUCUCAAUAUUCUAUGAGUAAACAAAGGUAUUAUCUAAAUUUGUUUCCUAUUGCAUGACUGAUUUUGAAUUUGUGAUUGACAGUGAGAUAAGUGGAAUAAAUUGGUAAAAUGCUUGGAACUAAGGUAUUGAUUCUAUUCCGACUCUUCUUGUUCCAGAAUGAAAACUCUUGAGCUGUGUAUUCGCCAACCAUUCUGAUCACUUACAUAAAAUUUGAUUUCAUGUGCACAUAUGGCAUUCGUUUCAACAACUGCAUCAUGAAUAAAUGAACCGCUUAAA
Messenger RNA from Haliotis rufescens (red abalone), 2309 nucleotides. RefSeq lists its product as uncharacterized. The record is from RefSeq and is a predicted model, not a curated record. The transcript is spliced from 4 exons. Gene Ontology annotation, cellular component: membrane. Bases 489 to 1730 code for a protein of 413 amino acids. Lineage: Eukaryota; Metazoa; Mollusca; Gastropoda; Lepetellida; Haliotidae. Gene Ontology annotation, biological process: sensory perception of taste.